Molecule: messenger RNA, 434 nt
Organism: Momordica charantia (bitter melon)
Lineage: Eukaryota; Viridiplantae; Streptophyta; Magnoliopsida; Cucurbitales; Cucurbitaceae
Product: cold-regulated protein
Source: RefSeq, a predicted model, not a curated record
UCCGAAGCCCUAAAUCCGAGCUUCCUUCCUUCUGCAGGAAUCGAAAUAGUCGGCGAGAAUUGUGUUCUCCGUCGUGGCCCGGCGAUAAUUGUCCGAGCGAUGGCCGUUGGAAUCGGCGUUCCGAUCUGCAUUGAAUGUGGAACCCACAGCAACCCGUGCCGGUGCAAGGUGGUGGGGCCGACGCUGGGAUUCUUGGCUUUCGCAGCGGCGGCGGUGGUGGAGUGGCCGGUCGGAGCUCUGGUGUACUGCUUCCGGCACGCGAAGGGCCGCCGCAUCAUGGCGCAUCCGGCCACCGUCGUUUACCCUUCCGUCUCUAAUGCGGUUCCAAUUUGAGAGAAUAUGCAUCUUUUGUAAUUAAGCUGUAAUAUUAUGUGUAUUUUGAUGUGAUGAAUGUUUCUAAUUUUGAAAUAUUACAAAGUCAUAUUAUGGUAUAA